ACUAAAAAAAGGGGAAGUGGCAAUGUGAUGUAGGUUAGGGUUAAAGUCCAGUUGGUGGAAUUUUUGUUUUUAAUUAGUUUAUUACAGAUAAAUUUUCGGUAGCCCUAGCUUUAUAAGAUUACUCCCGUCCGGCUUUACAGUUAGUCCUGUAAAUUUUUAUAACGUUAGAUAAAAUAGAAUCAGUUAAAUAUGGCAUCCUACUUAGCAAGAAACUUGGCUAGCAAAAAUCCGUUGGCUUUCAAAAGCCAAUCUACAAAUAUUCUUAGGACCUUUUCAUUAGGGAAUCAAUUAAAUGAGAAAAAAACUCUGAAAAGUCCUGGACAAAACAUAGUUUUAGUCGAUGGUGUUCGGACACCGUUCUUGAUGUCCGGAACAGAUUAUAACAAAAUGAUGCCCCACGAAGUAGCUACAGUUGCUUUAAGGGGUAUUUUACAAAAAACAGGCAUCCCAAAAGACAUGAUCGAUUAUGUUAUUUACGGUACAGUAAUUCAGGAAGUGAAAACCUCAAAUAUCGCUAGGGAGGCGGCUUUAUGUGCAGGGUAUAGUGAUAAAACUCCGGCACAUACAGUGACCAUGGCAUGUAUAUCUUCCAACGUUGCAAUGACAACUGCUAUUGGACUGAUAAACAGUGGCGUGUAUGAAAUGAUUGUCGCCGGGGGUGUAGAGUUCAUGUCAGACAUCCCAAUCAGGCACAGCAGGAAAAUGAGGAGUCUUUUACUCAGAGCGAACAAAGCAAAAACUCCCCAGCAAAAACUAGCACUUUUAGCAAGCCUUAGGCCCGAUUUCUUCAUUCCAGAGCUUCCGGCAGUGGCUGAAUUUUCAUCUGGAGAGACUAUGGGCCAUUCGGCUGAUAGACUAGCUGCUGCAUUUGGUGUUUCGAGAAAGGAACAGGACGAUUUUGCUCUGAGAUCGCAUACUUUGGCCCAGCAAGCCUUUGAAAAGGGAUAUUUCACAGAUUUAAUACCAAUACAGGUGCCUGGGUCAGAUAAGGAACUGACCAGGGAUAAUGGUAUUAGAGUAUCCACUCCGGAACAACUGGCCAAACUAAAACCGGCUUUUAUUAAGCCUCAUGGUACUAUUACAGCUGCCAAUGCUUCGUUUUUGACUGACGGAGCUUCAGCUUGCCUCAUUACAACUGAAGCAAAAGCUAAAGCAUUGGGUCUCAAGCCUAAGGCUUACCUAAGGAACUUUUUGUACGUGUCUCAAGACCCAAUUGAUCAACUUUUAUUGGGACCCGCCUACGGGACGCCACUGGUUCUGGACAAGGCUGGACUGACUCUGAAGGACGUUGAUGUGUUUGAAUUCCAUGAAGCUUUUGCGGGUCAAAUUUUGGCAAAUUUCAAGGCAAUGGAUAGCGAUUCCUUCGCUCAGAGGUACAUGAAACGUAGCAGCAAGGUUGGAGUGCCUCCAUUGAACAAAUUCAACAACUGGGGAGGUUCACUCUCCAUUGGGCACCCCUUCGCCGCCACUGGAGUAAGAUUGGCCAUGCACACGGCCAACAGAUUGGUCAGAGAAGAUGGACAAAUUGGAUUGGUAGCAGCCUGCGCCGCUGGUGGUCAAGGAGUAGCCAUGUUGAUCGAGAGACAUCCAGAUGCCACACCAAACUGAAUCAACAUAAAGAUAAGCCUAAUUUCAUUUUCUUAUUAAUGCAUUUUUUUUUUCAAAAAUUUGCUUCAAAAUUAAUCUAAGCUUAAACACGUUUCUUUAUAGGUGCCAAAAACCGUUCGAAAAAAAAACGACGUCACGGUAACCUUUGAAACGAUGUUCAAAUCCGAUUCAAAGGUUACCACGACGCUUUUUUUAUUAUGUAAUAUUUAUGUGGCUCAAAAAAUCGGUGGCCUUUGAAUGUUUACAUUACUUUUUAAAAUUAUUUUAUUUAAUUUUUUUCUAUUGAAUAUAUUUUAAAGACUUUUUUUUUCGUUUAAAAAAAAUU
This is a messenger RNA of Sitophilus oryzae (rice weevil), 1933 nucleotides long. RefSeq names its product trifunctional enzyme subunit beta, mitochondrial (gene Mtpbeta). Bases 190 to 1608 code for a protein of 472 amino acids. Gene Ontology annotation, molecular function: acyltransferase activity, transferring groups other than amino-acyl groups. The record is from RefSeq and is a predicted model, not a curated record. The transcript has 9 exons. Gene Ontology annotation, biological process: fatty acid beta-oxidation. Lineage: Eukaryota; Metazoa; Arthropoda; Insecta; Coleoptera; Curculionidae.